Molecule: messenger RNA, 1350 nt
Organism: Zeugodacus cucurbitae (melon fly)
Lineage: Eukaryota; Metazoa; Arthropoda; Insecta; Diptera; Tephritidae
Gene: Cpr49Ae
Product: endocuticle structural glycoprotein ABD-4
Exons: 3
Coding region: 151-558 (135 amino acids)
Cellular component (GO): chitin-based extracellular matrix
Molecular function (GO): structural constituent of chitin-based larval cuticle
Source: RefSeq, a predicted model, not a curated record
CCAGCUAUGAGAUCAUUAACAAAGCAUUUGUGCAAUUAACCACAAGCAACAGCAGGGUUCUUGCACCGUUAGACAGUCAGUUACAAGCCAACGAAGUGGUCCGAAGGAUAACGUUACAGUGUUCAAGUGUCGCGAAAAAAUUGUGAAAAAAUGAAAAUUCAAUUCACACUACUUUUGAUCGGCUGCGCCGUAUCGGCAGUGUUUGCCGCACCACAAGCACAGGGUGAUGCAGCCGCACAAAUUGUUAGUCAAGAAUCGAAUAUUGAACCAGAUGGCUCAUACAAUUACAACUAUGAAACCUCUAACGGCAUUAAGGGCGAAGAGACCGGCACCCUGAAGAAGGCCACCUCAGCGGACACCAGCGAUGUGAUCAUUGCACGCGGUUCCGUCAGCUACACCUCGCCCGAGGGCAAUCUGAUUACGCUCAACUAUGCUGCCGAUGAUGAGAACGGCUUCCAGCCACAGGGCGAUCAUCUGCCCACACCACCACCAAUCCCACCAGCAAUCCAGAAGGCACUCGACUACUUGCUCAGCUUGCCCCCAGCGAAGCGUCGUUAAGCAUUUCACGCACAAGCGUUCGUUGCAAGCGAUAGAAAUGUAAUUUUUUGUGAAGGAAAUUAUUUUCUUUCGCGCUGCAACCGCACACACACGCACACUGUAAUAAUGUGACAACGCAACAAUUGUAAAAAAUUAUUCUUCUAAUAACUUUAUAUAUAACUUCCUUGCCAUGAGAAUCCUUUGAAAAUGAUUGCUGUACUAUACUAAAAGCCUCAAACUUGUAAAUACUUAGACCAUCCCUUACAUAGGGACGAAUGUGGACACGUUGCUCAUACGCAUGAAAAUUAAAAAAAAAAAACUAUAAAACACACACACACACAGUCAAAGACACGAUAGGCACACACCCACGAAAAGCAUGGGAAAACGAAAAAUUUUACCACUUUCCACAUAGCGCUCGUGAGUUGAAGCAUUGUGUUUAGUGAGCUGAUGUGCAAAUGUAUGUAAGGAUGCAACUUAAAACAAACUACUAAGUACACUGACUGAAUGAACCGUUAAAUAUAAUAAACAAAGAUCUAUUAUAAUCAAAUAUACAUAAAACAUAUAUAAAAAAUAUAAAUAAAUAAUAUAGUAGUUAUCAACUGGCAUUUGCUCACCGCUCCCACACAACUCUUAGCAAAUGUAGAACUCACACACUCACUCUCGGCCAACUUUGCUUCAACUUUCGCUGUGUGCACCGCAACUGUCACGCCCUAACUCUGCCUACAAUGAUACUCAGCAUUUCACUGCACUAACGCAGUCAAUUACAAUUGUACUAAAAUUCUAAUACAAAUACAACAUAUCACCAAUAUGCAC